UCCCACUGUUCCGGCAAAAUCAUUGUCCCAUGGAGUCACUCCUCCAGGCCUCUUCGUCUCUGUGGCCUCUGAGACCUAGAAUCCAUGGCCGAGAUUCCAUCUUCAACACGCCUCGCUUCUUCUUCUUUCAUACAUUCUCCCGCAGAGGAUCGAAAUCUCUUCCGGUGAUUGCUGCGGCGAGGAAGAAGAACAAGAAGGACGACACUCAUAGCUUUGUCUCCAAACCUGACGAAGCCACUGGUCCUUUUCCUGAAGCCGUUCUCCUCAAAGAAAAAAGAUUACAGGAGGAUGGCAAACUAGCUCCCGAGUUUGCCGAUGCUGAAGAAAAGGAGCUAUACGAGUUUUUGGACCUCCAGCUUCAGAGCGACUUGAACGAGGAAAGACAGCGGCACUAUGAGGUGGUGUAUCUGAUUCAUGAAAAAUACGCGGAGGACGUAGAGAGUGUCAACCAGAAAAUACAAGAUUUCCUGAUGGAAAAGAAAGGGAAAGUAUGGAGAUUUAGUGACUGGGGAAUGCGUAGGCUAGCAUACAAGAUACAGAAGGCGGAUUAUGCACAUUAUAUACUGAUGAACUUUGAGAUGGAGGCAAAGUACAUAAACGAAUUCAAGAGCCUGUUGGAUAAAGACGAAAGGGUGAUUAGACAUCUCGUGAUCAAACGGGAUGAGGCCAUCACUGAGGACUGCCCUCCCCCGCCCGACUUUUACAAGGUCCGUGCAAGUGAGGAUGAUGAUGAGUUUGAUGAUUAUGAUGAGUUUGAGGAUGAUGAGGAGUUUGAGGAUGAUGAGGAGUAUGAAGAAGAGGACGGUGAUGUUAUGGUUUUAUAUGAAGAUGAGGAAGAGGUGGGUGUUGGGGCCGGAAGAGAAAACCGGACUAGUGUAAAAGCGGGUUAAGGUGCAGAACUGUUGGAGUGGAUCCACACAUAGUCUAGUAGGUGUUAUGUUAUUAGGUGCUGCUUUACCCGGUUAAGCUGCAAAUGAAAGCUGGUUCAUUUGGUUUUGGUUUUGGUUUGGGUAUUAAACCGGAUUCGUUUGAACACAAAAGAAUUGCCAGUUCAGAGAAUAUAUAUAUAUAUAUAUAUAUAUACAGUUUCGUUGUUGGUUGAUAAUAAUGAUAUUUUUUUUUAUUGU
This is a messenger RNA of Tarenaya hassleriana, 1127 nucleotides long. Its product is annotated as 30S ribosomal protein S6. Gene Ontology annotation, cellular component: ribosome; cytosolic small ribosomal subunit. Bases 30 to 890 code for a protein of 286 amino acids. Gene Ontology annotation, biological process: translation. Gene Ontology annotation, molecular function: structural constituent of ribosome; small ribosomal subunit rRNA binding. Lineage: Eukaryota; Viridiplantae; Streptophyta; Magnoliopsida; Brassicales; Cleomaceae. The transcript has 5 exons. The record is from RefSeq and is a predicted model, not a curated record.